Messenger RNA from Plenodomus lingam JN3, 1098 nucleotides. RefSeq lists its product as uncharacterized. Gene Ontology annotation, cellular component: mitochondrial outer membrane; mitochondrial outer membrane translocase complex. Gene Ontology annotation, molecular function: transmembrane protein transporter activity. The record is from RefSeq and is a predicted model, not a curated record. NCBI's taxonomy places the organism in Eukaryota, Fungi, Ascomycota, Dothideomycetes, Pleosporales, Leptosphaeriaceae. Gene Ontology annotation, biological process: protein import into mitochondrial matrix.
AUGGCCUCUCCCAUAGAAAUCAAUCCGACCAAAGAGCAAGCGGUGGCCGAUGUCUUCGCCCAUCCACGCAUAACCCACACCGGACCUUUGGGCCGGUUACAAGACGUAUAUGCGGCCUUCCAGGAUCGGAGAGGGGCAUUGGGGCUGGCCAACCCAGGCACCGUGGAGAGCAUCGCUCGGGAGGUGCAGCGCGAUGUCUUCCUGAACAAUUCGAGCUUCUCUGGCCUGCGCGCCGAGCUCACCAAGGCCUUCAGCGCUGCCCCUCUAUUCCAAGUCGCACAUUCGCUGUCCAUGGGAUCGCAACUGCAGCCACCCUACUCGUACAUGGCUCUCUAUGGCUCCUCGAGGGUAUUCAUGCAAGGCAACCUCGACAAUGAUCUGCAAUUUUCUGGGCGCUUCAACUGGCGUUGGACCUCUGCCUUCGUUACCAAGACGGCGGUGCAGCUCACAUCACAGGGCAACAUGGUCUCGUUCGAGAACGACUACACUGGUGCCGACUUCUCUGCUUCGCUCAAGGCUGUGAAUCCUUCGAUCCUCGAUGGCGGCAUCACUGGCAUGCUCAUGGCCAGCUACCUUCAAUCCGUGACCUCCAAGCUGUCGCUCGGCAUUGACGCCUUCUGGAGUCGGGCAGCCAUGGCCUACCCACCUGAGUUGAACGUCUCAUAUGCGGCUCGAUACAAGACUGCCGACUGGAUGGCAUGCGGACAGAUCAUCCCCGACCGCGGUGUUCUAGAGGCUUCCUACUGGCGCAGACUCACCGAAAAGGUCGAGACUGGCAUCAACUGUAAUCUCGCAUUCGCCGGAAUUGGACCUGGAGGCCCAAUGGCUGGCCCCCAAAAAGAGGGCAAUGUCACCAUUGGCGCCAAGUACGACUUCCGUCAGUCUUCGUUCAGGGCACAGAUCGACAACCAGGGCAAGGUGGCAUGUUUGUUGGAGAAAAUGAUUGCGCCUCCAAUCCGUGUAACCUUCUCCGGAGAGAUCGACCACAAGCAGAGUGCCGCAAAGCUGGGUCUUGCCGUAGCGAUAGAAGCCGCCGACGAGGCUGUCAUGGAACAGCAAGAACAAGCCGCUGCCUCGUCAGCCUCCAUUCCCUUUUAA